AUGAAGCUCGUCGCCGCGGGGGUGGACAACGACGAGGAAAAGGAGGAGUUUUGGGACUCCCUCACCAUACGCGGCACGAACACGAACCUCGAAAAGUCGUACUUCAGGCUGACGUCCGCGCCGGACCCGGCGACGGUCAGGCCCCAGCCCGUGCUGGAGAAGGCGUUGCGCAGACUCAAGACGGAGGCGGCGGGCGAAUCGUACUUUUACCUGCAGGACCAGAUGAAGGCGCUUCGGCAGGAUCUCACGGUGCAGCGCAUACGCAACUCGUUCACCGCGGAGGUUUACGAGCACCACGCGAGGGUGGCGCUGGCGAACCAGGACUUGGGAGAGUUUAACCAGUGCCAGACGGUGCUGAAAACGCUGUACGGCGAGGGCGUGAGCGGUCAGGAGGUUGAGUUUUUGGCGUACAGGGUGCUGUACAGCGCAAUCACCGGCGUGACUGGGAGCAACAUCAACACGGUGCUGUCGACGGCGUGCGCGAUGCGAACGGAGCCCGCGAUCGCCCACGCGCUGGCGGUUCGAUCCGCGCUGCAGGAUGACAACGCGGUGGAGUACUUCCGUUUGUUGGGCGCGGCGCCCAGUUUGGGGCACAGCGGCACCGGCGACCUGAUGAGCCAGCGGAACGAGCAGGUUCGGUUCAGGCACGUCACCGUGGCGUGCAAGGCGUUCCAGCCGAGGGUUCCCGUGGCGCAUCUCGCCCGGGUUUUGGGUUUCACGCUGCACCGCGCGUACGUCCCGGGCGACGGCGAGCGGGACCCGCCGGAGGAUGUCGACGAGUGCGUUCAAUGGCUCGAGGCGCACGGCGCGGUGGUCAAGGACGACGGCGGCGUUCCGUCGGUGGACUGCAAGGAGAGCGCCCCGAGGCUGUUCGUGCCGGAGGAUAAGAACGCGGUGGCGCACGGGGAUCAGACGCUGGACAUCGCCGAUUUUAUGGCGUCGUUCUAG
Micromonas commoda is the source of this 948-nucleotide messenger RNA. RefSeq lists its product with no specific name. Bases 1 to 948 code for a protein of 315 amino acids. The transcript is spliced from 2 exons. Gene Ontology annotation, cellular component: nucleus. Lineage: Eukaryota; Viridiplantae; Chlorophyta; Mamiellophyceae; Mamiellales; Mamiellaceae. The record is from RefSeq and is a predicted model, not a curated record.